Messenger RNA from Knipowitschia caucasica, 612 nucleotides. The record is from the annotation of a GenBank genome assembly. Lineage: Eukaryota; Metazoa; Chordata; Actinopteri; Gobiiformes; Gobiidae.
AUGCCUCGCACCCUGGACUCCCAGAUCACCAUGGAGAAGACCCCCAGUUAUUUUGUGACCAAAGAGACUCCUCAGAGGAUCUCCGCCAUGUCCCGGGAAACACGGCUCAUCGUGGUGGUGAGGGAUCCAGUCACACGUGCAAUAUCUGACUACACACAGACCUUGACCAAAGCUCCAGACCUGCCCAGCUUCCAAGAGUUGGCCUUUAGGAACCAGACUCUGGGGAUCGUGGACACUUCUUGGAACGCCAUCCGCAUCGGCCUCUACGCCCUGCACCUGGACAACUGGCUGCGCUUCUUUCCUUUGGCUCAGAUCCACUUUGUGAGUGGAGAACGUCUCAUCACAGACCCAGCAGGAGAACUGGCGCGAGUUCAGGACUUCCUGGGUCUGAAACGUAUUGUGACAGACAAACACUUCUACUUUAACCGCACCAAAGGUUUCCCCUGCCUAAAGAAGCCAGAGAGCAGUGGGUCCCCGCGCUGCCUGGGCAAGUCUAAAGGCAGAACACAUGUCCAGAUCGACAGGGAGGCCAUCGAGCAGCUCAGAGACUUCUACAGACCCUACAACAUACGCUUUUAUGAAAUGGUCGGCCACGACUUUAAGUGGGAGUAG